CACAGCCUCCGCGAUUGCAGUGGUGUGCUUGCUUUCGUUUUCUCUUAUACCUCGUUUCAAUACAUAUAUCUAAGUCCGAUCGGCUUACCACAAACCAGGAACGAAAGAAUCUUCCGCCACCAUGAAACUUACGCUGUUCACAUUAUUAGCUUUGUGCCUAAUAGCUACCUGUAGAUCGACUGAAGAGGAAUACGAUUACGAAGAAGAAGCUCCAGCAGCUGUUGUAACCCCAGCUCCAACUAAAGCAGCAGCACCAGCUGCUAGAUUGGGAGGACUGUUAUCGUCGAGAGGCCGAGUCAAUGUUGGAGGAAGAAAAGCAACACCGACUCAAUCUACGACCGCUAAACCAGUCGAACAACAACCAUUAGAAGAAGAAGAAGAAGCUGAGGAACCACUCGAAGAUAUUCAAGAACAAGAAGAAGUCCUCACGACCACUACUGAAUCUUUAAAAAAGGUUCGGGGCGGUGUCAGACCUUUCAGAUCAAACGAGGAAUUAAUAGCAGCGUUAAAGAGAAGACGUGCUCAGACUGGUCCAAUUAGUCAUUCUAAAGAAUCCUCAGGGACACAGGCGGCUCAAACGGAAUCAACGACUCCCAAAUCGAGAACGUCAUCGAGCAAUCGUAACAAAGCUAAUGGAAAUUCAGGAGGAGAAUCAAGGACAACUGCGACUAGCCGUGGUAGAUUCGGUUCAUCGAGAGGUAAACCCGUGCAAGAAGAAGUCGAGGAAACGCAGCAAGAAGAAGUCCAAGUGAAACCUAAACCUUAUCGCAGGGGAUAGAUAUCUAAAGGUUUUUUUAAGAUUAAAAUAAA
Messenger RNA from Polistes canadensis, 810 nucleotides. RefSeq lists its product as uncharacterized. The coding region runs from base 122 to 778 and encodes 218 amino acids. The transcript is spliced from 6 exons. NCBI's taxonomy places the organism in Eukaryota, Metazoa, Arthropoda, Insecta, Hymenoptera, Vespidae. The record is from RefSeq and is a predicted model, not a curated record.